This is a messenger RNA of Humulus lupulus (European hop), 1032 nucleotides long. RefSeq names its product probable transmembrane ascorbate ferrireductase 4. The coding region runs from base 122 to 880 and encodes 252 amino acids. The transcript has 4 exons. Gene Ontology annotation, molecular function: oxidoreductase activity. The record is from RefSeq and is a predicted model, not a curated record. NCBI's taxonomy places the organism in Eukaryota, Viridiplantae, Streptophyta, Magnoliopsida, Rosales, Cannabaceae.
UGAGUGAAUACAGUACAGUACAGUACAGAACAGAGCAGCAGUACAGUAGAGAAGAGAUCUAAAAGCAGCUGUCGGUGAAAGACAGAGGGAACAGAAGAGAAAAGCUAUAGCGUAAGCUUUGAUGGGGGCAAGCUCAAGCUCAACCACACCACUUCCUCUCCUCUUCUUGGCCAGACUCACUGGCCUUUUGGUUGCAGCGUUGGUCUCCUUUUGGGCUUUAGCUUUCAACUCCAGCUUUCUUCCUCAUUCCGCUACUGCCUCCCAGGAGUACUUCGUCUACUCCGUUCUUCAUCCUUUGUGUAUGGUCAUUGGCUUCAUUCUCAUUAGUGGAGAAGCUAUAUUGGUCCAUAGAUGGUUGCCUGGCUCAACGAGUUUGAAGAAAUCAGUGCAUUUGUUUCUUCAAGGAGUGGCCUUGGCUUCUGGGAUUUUUGGUAUUUGGACAAAGUUUCGUGGGGAGAAUGGGAUUGUGGGUAAUUUCUACAGUCUCCAUUCUUGGAUGGGUUUGCUUUCCAUGUCCUUGUUUGGUGCUCAGUGGAUAACGGGUUUUGUAAGCUUUUGGCACAUAGGAGAGGUGAGGAGAGUGAGGAUGAAGGUGUUGCCAUGGCACGUCUUUGUUGGUCUCUACACGUAUGGCCUGGCCGUGGCGACGGCCGAAACAGGGCUUUUAGAGAAGCUGACAUUCUUACAAACCAAGAGGAACUUGUCUAAGCGAUGUACGGAGUCCAUGGUUGUCAAUGGCUUGGGACUUGGCUUGGUGCUGCUAGGCGGCAUAGUAAUAUUGGCUGCGGUGUCUCCCAAGUACCACCACCGCCAGGCCCUUAAAACCAAACCUGUCUACUCAUCAUCUGAUAGAGAUACAAAACACCUCUCUUCUAUAUGAAUUUUUAUCGAAAAUCCAUUAUUUUGUUGAUUAUGUUUCUUCAUAUUGUGUAUAUAUGUAUUGAGAAAAUGCUGAGGUUUAUUUUUUAAAUUAUUUGUUUUUGCUUUUUAGUAUUGAAUGGAGAAUUUAAGUGUCAAUCCGACAUGAAGUAA